This is a messenger RNA of Vicia faba (fava bean), 423 nucleotides long. The record is from the annotation of a GenBank genome assembly. Lineage: Eukaryota; Viridiplantae; Streptophyta; Magnoliopsida; Fabales; Fabaceae.
AUGGUUGAAGGUUCCUCUAACCCUCAUUCAGAUUAUGACACUGAGGUUGUGAAAAAGUCUUUGAAGUCAAGAAGAUUGAUAUUUAACUUCAGCAACCAACCUUUGACUUCUCCUAAAUAUGGUAAUCUUACCUUUUUCCCAUCUACUAGUUUCAAUUUUAAACUAUUUCUCAAUCAUCAAAAGAUUAGUGGUUUCAUUGAGGAUUUUGGUUAUGUGUACCCUGGCCUAGUUAAAGAGUUCUAUGUAAAUCUGAAAAUUUCAAAUGAUUGUAUUGUCUCCUCUCUUGUUAAUAACAAAGAGAUUUUGUUAACAUUAGAGGAAUUUGGAGAUUGUUUGGGUAUUCCUUAUGCAGGUGAUUGUAUCAAACACAAAUAUGUUUGUGGUGCUGGGGAAUUCAAGCAGUAUAAUGAAUGGGUUUUUUAA